UAACUUGUUUUGCCCGUAUUUUUCACAUGGUUUCUUAAAAAACAACUUUAUAGCUUGACCAUGAUCCGAAAUGGGCUUGCAAUUCGGCUUUACCUGUUGUGGGCUAGGAGCCCACUGCCAAUUAGUCAUUAGGGUCAAAGCAUGGUCUAAAGCUAAUCCAAACUGCGAAUCCCGUGACAAAGAAACGGCGUCGUUAAUUCGAACCAGAAAGCCACAAAUUAAAAAAAAAAAAUAAUCGUAUGUGGAAAGGGGAAAGCUCCCUGUUUCGAUUUCUCCGCUGACUUUCCCCGACUCUCACGCCGUGAAUAUCUAAUCGUCCCGCGGCUUUACUAAAACGGAAUUAUCGUCUCGCUUCAAAUGAACUUGCUGGAGAAGCUGAAGAUGCAAAAGAAGGAACCGGGUGAAGAGAAACCACCCAAAGUCGAAGUCCCAGUUUACUGGCUCGAAUCCUCUGAUUCCGUCACUCGCCGUUACGAAUUUGAACCCGACGGCUACCUCUCCGUGAAGCUGGUUAAUGAUUCAAGACCUGUCUACCAUAGGGUGGUGGAAUCUUUCCUAAACAAGUUUUUUCCCACAGGAUAUCCAUAUAGUGUGAAUGAGGGUUACCUUAGAUACACACAAUUUCGGGCAUUGCAACACUUGUCCAGCGCAGCUUUAUCCGUUUUAUCAACUCAGUCAUUGUUAUUUGCUGCAGGCUUGCGACCUACACCUGCACAGGCAACUGCAGUUAGUUGGAUAUUGAAGGAUGGAAUGCAGCAUAUGGGAAAGCUCAUUUGUAGUAAUUUGGGUGCAAGAAUGGACUCAGAACCAAAACGAUGGAGAAUUUUGGCUGAUGUGCUCUAUGAUUUGGGUACUGGUUUGGAAGUUCUUUCACCUCUAUGUCCUCAUCUUUUUCUUGAAGUAGCAGGGCUCGGUAAUUUCGCUAAGGGAAUGGCAGUUGUUGCUGCAAGGGCAACUAGAUUACCUAUAUAUUCUUCAUUUGCCAAAGAAGGGAAUCUUAGUGACCUAUUUGCAAAAGGAGAGGCUAUAUCAACACUUUUCAAUGUUGUUGGAAUAGGAGUUGGGAUUCAGUUGGCAUCUACUCUUUGUUCAUCGAUGCAAGGGAAGUUGGUUUUUGGGUCUCUUCUUUCGGUCGUACAUGUAUAUAGUGUCGUUGAAGAAAUGCGAGCUGCUCCAGUCAAUACAUUGAAUCCUCAGAGGACUGCCAUGAUUGUGGCUGAUUUUAUAAAGACUGGAAAGGUAUCUGGUCCUGCUGAUCUCAGAUACCGGGAAGAUCUCCUAUUUCCUGGACGACUAAUUGAAGAUGCUGGGAAUGUGAAAGUAGGAAGGGCUUUGCGCAAGGUUGUCAAGCCUUCAAAACUUGAGGAAUGGAAAGAAAUAUUCCCUGAAGAGAAGUUUGUUUUGAGUCAUGGAAAUAAAUGGACUGACAUGUUGUUAGAGCAUAAUGCUAUAGGAGAAGAUGCACUAAGAGGAUGGCUAGUUGCUGCGUAUGCUGCAAGUAUGGAGAAGUCCUUCCAUGAGCCUAGUGUUAGUGUCUUGCAAGAUGCUUAUGACAAGAUGAAUAGUAUGUUCACUCCAUUUUUGUCUGAGCUGCAGGCCAAAGGUUGGCAUACUGAUCGUUUUCUUGAUGGAACAGGAAGCCGUUUUGCAUUUUAAAUAGUAUUUCAUAGUUUACCCAACACUCUACUCCCAAGAAAGAAGAUAUACAUUGCAGAAACUGAGCAGGAACAGGGGUCAAGGCCAUUUUUGCAUUUUACAAAUAGGAUUGCAUUUGUUUUAGAGAGGUAGUGAUGUAACUUGCACUAACAUGGAUAUGAAUUUUUGAAUGAAAAAUACAGGGAAAAUCAUCACUGUUUGUUGUUUAA
Molecule: messenger RNA, 1865 nt
Organism: Durio zibethinus
Lineage: Eukaryota; Viridiplantae; Streptophyta; Magnoliopsida; Malvales; Malvaceae
Product: protein root UVB sensitive 2, chloroplastic-like
Biological process (GO): response to UV-B; auxin polar transport
Cellular component (GO): chloroplast envelope
Source: RefSeq, a predicted model, not a curated record